Messenger RNA from Pecten maximus, 2115 nucleotides. RefSeq lists its product as uncharacterized. The transcript has 7 exons. The record is from RefSeq and is a predicted model, not a curated record. The coding region runs from base 1 to 2115 and encodes 704 amino acids. NCBI's taxonomy places the organism in Eukaryota, Metazoa, Mollusca, Bivalvia, Pectinida, Pectinidae.
AUGAAUUCAAUUGAAUUCGAGGAAAAAUUUGAUGAAGAUGCAAGGCCUCCUGACCACAAUAUUGAUCAUAUAAGACAAAAACACAAAGAGUAUAGUCUUGAAGGAACAGAUCUAAAUGAUUUAAGACUGAAAGGGGAUCACACACACAAUAUAAACGUUAUAAAAGAGGGCAAGGGAGAACUCAUAUUGUCAAGAAGACCCAAAAAGUCAUUCAAAAGUUCUGACUUUGGACCAUGUCCUUUUUGUAGGGAAUGGAUACUCCUAUCAAAUAUUGGCAUCCAUGUGAAGAAAUGUAAAAAGAAAGAAAAUAAUGAGCACGAGCAAAGAGACUCAUCUGCCAGUGACAGAAAAGAACAAUCAAGUGGAACUGGAGUUCUAAAGUUGAGAGCAAUUCAAAAUCUCUCUGACAAUAUAUCAGGACGAAUUAAAAGUCAUCCUUCUUCCAAACUGAUAAAAGAUGUUUUUGCUAUCAUGACGAGGGAUGAGGUGUCGGAGAUAGCCAAGUCAGAUGAGCUCAUCGUCAGUCUUGGAGACUCAUGGUAUCAAAGGAACAUGGGAAAUGCUAAAGCCAAAUACAUGGCUUCUCAACAUAUGAGGCUCAUGGCAAAGUUUUUGAUCCAAUUAAGACAAAUGAAGAAUAAGGACAGUUGUGGGAAUGAUGAUGAUGAUGAUGAUGAUGAUGAUGAUAGGAGAAAUGGUGACAGUGCUUUAUGGGAUUUUCUUAUCCCAUCACAAUACAAUGAUAUUAUGCAGGCGGCUUUAAACAUAUCUAUUCCAUACAUUGAUGAUAUUCAGGAGCUAAAAUCACCAUCUAAUGCAAUUAAGAUCAAAUAUGAUUUGAAACGAGUGGUGGAAUUUAAAUGGUCCAAGGUACAGACCAAUGGAUUGGACAAAAAACAGGGUGAGGAUUGUGACACCUUGAUUCGUCUGAUUACUAUUCAUUGUUCUGAGAGUGUGACUCGACUCGCUAGGACAGUACUAGCAGUUAGGUCUUUCAACAAAACUAUAGAAAUACCAGCACCAGAGGACAUAGAAGUCCUCAACAAGUAUGUCGAUAACCAGAUGUUACAUGAGAUUGACCUGACCACCAUUGAUCUUGCAACUUUUCGGAGGGCUGUUGCAUUGGUCCAGACAAAGCUGCUUCUCUUUAACAAACGUCGGUCUGGAGAAAUAGACCAAAUCACAGUGAAGCAGUAUGCUCAAAGAAGAAAAGAAUUGGAAGAUGUAGAUGAAAGCUUGAUUGGGGAGUUGACAGAUUUGGAAAGAAAACUCCUUGAAAGUCAUGACUUGAUGGUGGUGAGAGGAAAGAGAACCAGACCUGUUCCUGUGAUCAUCCCAGAGUCUGUGAAAAACUGUAUGUCCUACAUUGCAAAUUCCAACAUAAGGGAGAAAGUUGGUAUUGAAGGAAGAUGGCUGUUUGCUUCAACAGGGUUUUGCAGCAUGAGAUCAUAUGAUUCCCUGAAGACAGUUAUCACUGAAUGCAGUUUGAAAGCACCAGCCAAGAUAACAAGUGUCACCCUUAGGAAAUAUAUGGCAACACUUACACAGGUGAUGGAUUUAAAAGACGGUGAACUUCAGUGGGCCUGUGAUCAUCUUGGUCACACUAAGGCUGUUCAUUUGUCCCACUACAGGCAAAUGAGUGGUUUCAUAGAGAGGGUGAAAAUGGCAAACCUCAUUCUGGUGCAAGAUAUGAAUUUGGCAGGUGCUUUGAAGGGCAAACAAUUAGCAGAUCAACAAGUGGAUGAAUUAUUGACAAAGAAACUACAAGAGGAAAUGAAUACAGACACACAGGUAGACAGUGAAACUACUGAAAUCAAUGUAAAAUUUAUUGAAGAUAACACUGACUUGGAUAUAGAUAUGGAUGUCCUAUUUGAAGACGAAGAUGUGACAGAGACUGCAGCACCUUCAAAAAAAUCUGUAUCAAGAAAAAGAUGGACUGAAGAAGAAAUUAAAGAAUUGAAAUUUUAUUUUGCUGAUAAUCUCAAAACAAAAACAUGUCCCUCUCAAAAACAGUGCAUGAUGGCCAUACAAAACAGCAGCAAGAAAAAUGGACUGUUAUCAAAAAGAUACUGGCACAACAUUGUAAAGAAGAUAAGCAAUAUGAACAAAAAGUAA